This is a messenger RNA of Spodoptera littoralis (African cotton leafworm), 5292 nucleotides long. The record is from the annotation of a GenBank genome assembly. Lineage: Eukaryota; Metazoa; Arthropoda; Insecta; Lepidoptera; Noctuidae.
AUGUCGUCGGUAAAGGUGGCAGUGAGGGUUCGCCCCUUCAACUCCCGGGAGAUUGCCCGGGAAUGCAAAUGCAUCAUUGAGAUGUCCGGAAACACAACAGUGAUCACAAACCCGAAGGCACCUCCUGGCAGCAAAGAUGGCGCGAAAAGCUUCAAUUUUGAUUUCUCAUACUGGUCUCAUAAUCCAAAUGAUCCAGAAUUUUCAUCCCAAGUCAUGGUGUACAAAGACAUCGGAGAAGAGAUGUUGCAACAUGCUUUCGACGGCUACAACAUAUGCAUAUUCGCGUACGGGCAGACGGGUGCGGGCAAGUCGUACACCAUGAUGGGGAGCGGCAAGGACGGGCAAGAGGGCAUCAUCCCGCAGAUCUGCAAGGAUCUCUUCAGGCGCAUACGACAGACCACCUCCGAUGAUCUUAAAUAUUCGGUGGAAGUGUCUUACAUGGAGAUAUACUGCGAGCGAGUUCGUGAUCUCCUGAACCCCAAGAACAAGGGGAACCUGAGGGUCCGUGAGCACCCAGCUCUCGGCCCCUACGUGGAGGACCUUAGCAAGCUCGCCGUGACGUCAUACCAGGACAUAUACGACCUCAUUGAUGAGGGCAACAAAGCCAGGACCGUGGCAGCUACCAACAUGAACGAGACCUCAUCCCGUUCGCACGCUGUCUUCACUAUCUUCUUCACGCAGCAGAGGCAUGACCAGACCACCAACCUCAUGUCUGAGAAGGUGUCAAAAAUCUCGCUGGUGGACUUGGCAGGGUCUGAGCGAGCGGACUCGACUGGAGCUAAGGGUACCCGUCUCAAGGAGGGCGCGAAUAUCAACAAAUCAUUGACUACACUUGGAAAAGUCAUCUCGGCACUCGCUGAAAUUGCGUCAAAGAGUAAGAAGUCGAAGAAAGCAGACUUCAUCCCGUACCGUGACUCGGUGCUGACGUGGCUACUGCGUGAGAACCUCGGUGGGAACUCCAAGACCGCCAUGAUAGCUGCCAUCUCACCAGCUGAUAUUAACUUUGAUGAAACUCUCAGCACAUUGAGAUACGCGGACCGUGCCAAGCAGAUUGUUUGCAAGGCGGUCGUCAACGAGGACGCCAACGCCAAACUUAUCCGAGAGCUCAAGGAGGAAAUACUCAAACUUCGGGAACUACUCAAGGCAGAGGGCAUUGAAGUCGAAGAAGGACCAGAUGGUAAAGUCCUUUAUGAAAAGAAACAAGAGCCCAUCAGAGAAGAGAAUAAUGCGUCCCCGCAACGUAAGAAGAGCGAGGCGGAGGUGCUGUCGCCGAAGUUGUCCCGAGCGGCCACGACUAUUGCCGAAGAGGCCGUCGACCAGCUGCAAGCUUCUGAGAAACUUAUUGCUGAACUAAACGAGACUUGGGAGGAAAAACUGAAGCGUACCGAACAAAUCCGGGUGCAACGUGAAGCCGUGUUUGCGGAGAUGGGACUGGCAGUGAAGGAGGGAGGCAUCACCGUCGGUAUCUACUCGCCUAAGAGGACACCGCAUCUCGUCAACCUGAACGAAGACCCCAACCUGUCUGAGUGUCUCAUCUAUUAUAUUAAAGAUGGUGUGACCCGCGUGGGUACAUCCGAAGCUAACGUCCCGCAAGACAUCCAGUUGUCCGGCUCCCACAUACUGAGCGAGCAUUGUAUCUUCGAGAACACUGACGGAGUCAUACUUCUCAUCCCACAUCGAGAUGCACUCAUCUAUGUUAAUGGACGCGAGCUAACGGAGCCAGUGAUCCUGAAGUCCGGAUCCCGCGUGAUCCUGGGCAAGAACCACGUGUUCCGGUUCACGCACCCUGGACAGCCGCGCGAGGACCCAGUCAACAAGGAGAACAAGGAACUCACUACCAGCUACACCGAGAGCGACUCUGGUAGUACAGACGCGGACGGUAAGAACGUGGACUGGGACUAUGCGCAGUGUGAGUUGUUGGAGAAGCAAGGCAUAGAUUUGAAGGCAGAGAUGCAGAAACGUCUGCUGGCACUUGAGGAACAGUUCCGUAGAGAGAAGGAGCACGCUGACCAGCAGUUUGAAGAACAACGCAAGAACUACGAGGCCCGUAUCGACGCUCUGCAGCGUCAGGUGGAGGAGCAGAGCGUCACCAUGUCCAUGUACAGCUCCUACACUCCUGAGGACUUCCAUAAUGAUGAAGAUAUAUUUGUGAACCCGUUAUUCGAGACGGAGUGCUGGUCGGCGCGCGAGGUCGGCCUGGCCGCCUGGGCAUUCCGCAAGUGGAAGUAUCAUCAGUUCACAUCCCUACGUGACGAUUUGUGGGGAAAUGCUAUCUUCCUCAAGGAAGCAAACGCGAUCUCAGUGGAGCUGCGCAAGAAAGUUCAGUUCCAGUUCACAUUGCUGACGGACACUCCGUACUCUCCCCUGCCGGCCGAGCUGGCUCCCCGAGACGAUGCCGACGACGAGUACAGACCCUCGGCACCUACUGUUGUAGCCGUCGAGGUCACUGACACCAAGAAUGGCGCCACUCAUUAUUGGACACUUGAAAAGCUACGCCAUCGGCUGGAGCUCAUGCGACAGAUAUACAACAUGAACGAGAGCGCUUGUGCCGAGGACGAGGCGCCCCCGCUAGUGCUGGCGCCGCCGCCUCACGUCGCGGCCGGGGGCGCGGCCGGGGGCGUGGCCGGGGCGCCGCCCCCCGACAUACUGCACUGUAUCUCUGCGUGCGCGCAACAGACGCGCCUGUCGCUAGCCAACCUGCUGCCCUCCAGGCAACGUCUGGAGCUGAUGCGUGAGAUGUACCACAAUGAAGCCGAGCUGUCUCCGACCUCACCUGACCAUAACAUUGAGUCCGUUACUGGUGGAGACCCCUUCUACGACAGAUUCCCGUGGUUCCGUCUAGUGGGACGGAGCUUCGUAUACCUAUCGAACCUGCUGUACCCGGUUCCUCUCAUUCACAAAGUGGCCAUCGUGAAUGAGAAAGGAGACGUCAAGGGCUACCUUCGAGUUGCCGUGCAAGCUGUUAUCGACGCCGAAAAGAACAAUGCAGAAUUCGCAGCCGGCGUGAAGCAGUCUGCGAAGAUAUCGUUCGACGACGACGUGGCCCCGGCCCGUCGCACCAAGCUCUCUGCUGUCGACAAGAACAACGCGAUUAACCUCGACGAGCGCAUUAACGAUGUGCCCGAUUCCAAUAUUAAAAUUGAAGAACUGGCAAUGGGUGAGUGUGACGCGGACAGUGGUCGCGGAGACAGCUCCCUGGCCUCGGAGCUGAAGGAGGAGGACCUGCCGGAGCACCUGACGCUGGGCAAAGAGUUCACCUUCCGAGUCACCGUGCUGCAGGCACACAGUGUGUCCACUGACUACGCUGACGUGUUCUGCCAGUUCAACUUCCUGCACCGGAAUGAAGACGCAUUCUCGACAGAGCCCGUCAAAAAUGCGGGCAAGAACACACCGCUGGGAUUCUACCAUGUGCAAAAUAUCACAGUGCCAGUGACGAAGUCGUUCGUGGAGUACAUAAAGACGCAGCCGAUCGUGUUCGAAGUAUUCGGGCACUACCAACAACACCCGCUGCACAAGGACGCGAAGCAAGACGGCGGCGUGGGCGGAGUGGGAGGGCGCACGCCCCCGCGGCGCAUGCUGCCGCCGUCGAUCCCGAUCUCCGCGCCGGUGCGGAGCCCCAAGUGGGGCGCGGCCGCCGUGGCGGCGCCCUGCUGCAGCUCGCACCUGCACUCCAAGCACGACCUGCUCGUCUGGUUCGAGAUCUGCGAGCUCGCGCCCAACGGGGAGUACGUGCCCGCUGUGGUGGAGCACUCAGACGAGCUCCCAUGUCGCGGCCUGUUCCUGCUGCACCAGGGCAUCCAGCGCCGCAUCCGUAUCACUAUUCUACACGAACCCUCGCAGGACCUGCAGUGGACUGAUGUCAGGGAACUUGUCGUUGGUCGUAUCCGCAACUCCCCCGAGGCGAAUGAAGACACGACAGAUGGCGACGAGGACGGUGCUCUGUCUCUCGGACUAUUCCCUGGAGAGAGGCCUACGCUUGAUGACAGGGCUGUAUUCAGGUUCGAAGCAGCCUGGGACAGUAGCUUGCACGGAUCUCCCCUGUUGAACAGGGUCAGCGCUAACGGAGAGGUCGUCUACAUCACGCUCAGCGCUUACUUGGAGGUGGAUAACUGCAGCAGGCCAGCAAUAAUCACGAAGGACCUGUCCCUGGUGGUAGUGGGGCGCGAGGCUCGCACGGGCAGGUCACUGCGACGUGCUCUGUUCGGUUCCCGGGCCGCACGAGCUGACCACAUCACUGGAGUUUAUGAACUUAGUCUACACAGAGCUCUUGAACCAGGCGUCCAACGCCGCCAGCGCCGAGUGUUGGACACGAGCGGAACGUAUGUACGGGGAGAAGAAAAUCUGCACGGCUGGAGGCCGCGCGGGGACUCACUCAUAUUCGACCAUCAGUGGGAGUUGGAGAAGAUGACCCGCCUGGAGCAAGUAGGCCGCACGCGCCACCUGCUGGCGCUGCGGGAGAGACUGCGCCACGGACACGAGAACACGGUCGCACCCAACGACUUCACUAAGACGGAGAAGGAGGUAAACAAUAUGGCGGCUAAGGCGGCGGCAGAAUGCGCCCGCGACGAGUCCGUGUACGAGCCGUGGGACAUGUCGCCGCGGGAGAAGGAACUCGCCACUAAAUACAUUAAACUUAUACAAGGCCGGAUAGGGUCUCCCGCCAAGGAGGUGGAGGCGGCGGCGUCCCCCGCGACGCCGGUGGACGAGGGCGUGUCGGCCGACAUCUCCACGCCCAGUCUGCUCUCCUCCAUACACAGCGCCAGCAGCUUCGAACUAUGCUCACCUGAGCGUGGUUUACUGGAGAAGUCAAUGUCCGGGUGGGCGGGGGCCGGUGGACCCGGGGGUCAAUUGGGAGCCCUGGGCGCUCUCGGAGCCCUGCCGGCGCCCGGAGCCCUGUACGUGCCGGACUGCGAGGAGGUGAGGGUGUCGGCCGCCGUGGCCCGGCGCGGACAUCUCAACGUACUGCAACAUGGCACGCAUGGGUGGAAGAAGCGCUGGCUGGUGGUGAGACGACCAUACGUGUUUAUAUACCGCGACGAGCGCGACCCCAUCGAGCGCGCGGUCAUUAACCUCGCCAACGCACACGUCGAGUACUCGGAGGACCAGGAACAGAUGGUGCGCAUGCCCAACACGUUCAGCGUGGUCAGCAAGGAGCGCGGCUACUUGCUCCAGACCCUGGGCGACAAGGAAGUCCACGACUGGCUGUACGCCAUCAAUCCCCUGCUAGCUGGCCAGAUCAGGUCCCGGUCGGCGCGGCGCGGGGACCGGGCGCCGGCGGGGGCCGCGCCCUGA